Molecule: messenger RNA, 348 nt
Organism: Brugia malayi
Lineage: Eukaryota; Metazoa; Nematoda; Chromadorea; Rhabditida; Onchocercidae
Exons: 3
Coding region: 1-348 (115 amino acids)
Source: RefSeq, a predicted model, not a curated record
AUGCGACAGAAUGAAAGUGAACGAAUUGAUGAUGGCUUAAUUGAUCGAUGUGUUGAAGUUGGUGUUGGAACAAUUGGAACUUCAAGUCUUGUUCAACUGAUAGGUGUCGCAUACAAUCUUUACAAGCAACUUGAGCCAACACCAACAAAAAAAAUUCGUGAAGUUGUAAGUGAAACAAAAUGUGCCGAUUUGGAUGAAUGGAAAGAAAAAACAUAUGCUACUUUUGUUGCAAUACCACCAGUAAAAAUUGAUGUGAAGUACUUCAGAUCUCUACAUUGCAUCAUUGCGUUCACUUACAGCGAUUUUCACAUGUUGAAAGAAAAGGAUGUUUGUUUGUUUGUUUUUUAA